This is a messenger RNA of Amyelois transitella, 8590 nucleotides long. RefSeq names its product muscle calcium channel subunit alpha-1. Gene Ontology annotation, cellular component: voltage-gated calcium channel complex; membrane. NCBI's taxonomy places the organism in Eukaryota, Metazoa, Arthropoda, Insecta, Lepidoptera, Pyralidae. The transcript has 46 exons. The record is from RefSeq and is a predicted model, not a curated record. Gene Ontology annotation, biological process: calcium ion import across plasma membrane. Bases 73 to 5676 code for a protein of 1867 amino acids. Gene Ontology annotation, molecular function: high voltage-gated calcium channel activity.
CUUUGGUUAGCGCAUGGAAGUGAUCGGUGAAUCGAGUGAUUUGAGAAUCGGGCCCUGGGCUAGUCGGACAAGAUGAACGCCGCUGACAGUACAGACGCGAGCGAGCCCCCGGCGGCCGCGGAGACCCCCACAGCGGCCCCGGCCGACGGCACAGGCCCCCUGAUCCCCGUGCCCCCGGCCCCGAGGAAGCCCCCCCGAAGGGGACCCAAGGUCCUGCAGGAGCGGCCGAAGCGGGCCCUCUUCUGCCUCACCUUGAAGAACCCGUUGAGAAAACUGUGCAUUGACAUUGUGGAAUGGAAACCGUUCGAGUGGAUGAUCUUGACAACUAUCUUCGCGAACUGUAUAGCUCUUGCUGUGUACACGCCUUAUCCAGCCAGCGACUCCAACUACACCAACUCAGUAUUGGAGAAAAUCGAAUACGUGUUCCUGGUGAUAUUCACGGGAGAAUGCGUGAUGAAGAUCUUCGCAUACGGGUUCAUCAUGCACGCGGGCUCAUACCUCAGAAACGGGUGGAACUUGCUCGAUUUCACUAUCGUUGUUAUCGGUAUGGUGAGCACGGUACUAUCGAGCAUAUUCAAAGACGCUUUCGACGUGAAAGCAUUGAGAGCGUUCAGGGUGCUCCGACCGCUCCGGCUGGUGUCAGGAGUGCCCAGUUUACAAAUCGUGUUGAACUCCAUCCUGAAGGCGAUGGUGCCGCUUCUACACAUCGCUUUGCUAGUAAUCUUCGUCAUCAUCAUUUACGCAAUCAUCGGCUUGGAGCUGUUUUCUGGGAAGAUGCACAAGACUUGCUUCAAUAGGUUCACAGAUGAAAUGAUGGACACUCCACAUCCAUGCGACACAGACAAUGGCUUCAACUGUUCCUCGCUCGGAGACGAGAUGGAGUGUCGGGAAGGUUGGAUCGGGCCGAACUUCGGAAUCACUAACUUUGAUAACUUCGGUCUCUCAAUGCUGACAGUCUUCCAAUGUAUCACGCUAGAAGGCUGGACGGAUGUUAUGUACCAUAUACAAGAUGCGAUGGGGAACAGUUGGGAAUGGAUUUAUUUUGUAUCAAUGGUAAUCCUGGGAGCAUUUUUUGUUAUGAACCUUAUUCUUGGUGUGUUAUCCGGAGAAUUCUCUAAGGAGAGAGAGAAAGCAAAAAAUCGAGGUGAUUUUCAAAAGUUAAGAGAAAAGCAACAGUUGGAAGAAGAUUUAAAAGGUUACCUAGACUGGAUCACACAGGCUGAGUAUUUAGAACCAUUAGCGGAUCAACACGAUGUUGUGGAUCAGAGAGAUUAUGGAAUAGGGACAGCGAUAAAUGAACAUGACUCCACCGAUCACUUAGGUAUAGAAAAUAAUGAGCAACAAAAAGUUUCCAUAGGCAAAAUGUGGAAAAAAGACUUCGAUAAAGUCAACCGCAGAAUGAAACGAGCUUGUAGAAAAGCGGUGAAAUCUCAAACAUUCUAUUGGUUAAUCAUCGUAUUAGUAUUUUUAAAUACUGUGGUAUUAGCUAGCGAACAUUACCAUCAACCAGAGUGGAUGGAUUUAUUUCAAGAAUACGGAAAUGCGUUUUUUGUUGCCUUGUUUACGUUAGAAAUGUUAGUCAAAAUGUACAGUUUAGGUUUACAAGGUUACUUUGUGUCGCUGUUUAACCGCUUCGACUGCUUCGUGGUGAUCGGCUCCAUCAGCGAGAUGGUGCUCACGAAGACUGAAAUCAUGCCGCCCCUGGGCAUCUCCGUGCUUCGCUGCGUCAGGCUGCUCAGGGUUUUCAAGGUCACCAAGUAUUGGCGCUCGCUCUCAAACUUAGUGGCGUCACUCCUCAACUCGAUCCAGUCCAUCGCCUCCCUGCUGCUGCUCUUGUUCCUCUUCAUCAUGAUCUUCGCCCUCCUCGGGAUGCAGGUGUUCGGUGGCAAGUUCAACUACGACCCGGUCGAGGAGAAGGAUAGGCAUAACUUCGAUUGCUUUUGGCAAGCGCUGCUGACUGUGUUUCAGAUUCUAACAGGUGAAGAUUGGAACGCCGUCAUGUACGAGGGUAUCAAAGCUUACGGCGGUGUCGGCUCAUUUGGGAUACUUGCCUGCAUAUACUUCAUCAUCCUGUUCAUUUGUGGCAACUACAUCCUGCUGAACGUGUUCUUGGCUAUCGCCGUAGAUAACUUGGCUGAUGCAGAAUCGUUGACUAAUAUCGAAAAAGAGGAAGGGGCUGGUGAAGAAAAAGAAGGCGGCAGUGUUGUUGCGACAGAGGGCGGUCACGCGGAUACUGAUGAUGAAUACAUACACGAUGAUGAUGCCUACACGACUGAUAAUUCUGAACGAGAAUAUGAAGAAACUGGCUCGGAAGGUGAACAACAAGAGGAAAUCGAGGGAGAAGAAGUAGAAACUGAUGGCAUUGAAGAAGAAAAUGGAGAGAGAAUAGAAGAAGAGCAAGAAAGAGAGGACCAUGAAAUGAUGGAAAGCCACCAAAGGAAUCAUAUAGUGAAUACAGACAUGGACGAGGAACCGCGUCUGAAACGCAAACCGACGACCUCAUCCGCUCGUCCGCGGCGACUGUCCGAAGUUGAUAUUCACGACACUAAGAAACCCAUCCCAGAUGCUACCUCGUUCUUCAUAUUUUCCAAAACCAACAGGUUCCGAGUGCUGUGCUACAAGCUAUCAGCAUCAUCACCGUUCGGGAAUGUCAUCUUGGUCUGCAUCAUGCUGUCUUCCGCUAUGUUGGCUGCUGAGGAUCCGUUAGAUGCGGCACAGAAGGGAUUCAGAAAUUGGUUGCUAAGUCAAUUCGACGUGUUCUUCACUGGCAUCUUCACGUUGGAGCUGUUCCUGAAGUUGAUCACGUACGGGCUGGUGCUUCACGAGGGUGCCUUCCUCCGGUCGGCCUUCAACGUGUUAGAUAUGCUGGUCGUCUGCGUCUCGCUCAUCUCCAUGAGUUUUAAGUCUGGAAGUAUAUCUGUGGUGAAAAUAUUGCGAGUAUUCAGGGUACUGAGGCCUCUAAGGGCCAUCAAUAGGGCCAAAGGCCUUAAGUAUGUGGUUAAAUGUGUGAUAGUAGCCAUUAAGACUAUAGGAAAUAUAAUGCUAGUUACGUAUUUAUUACAAUUUAUGUUCGCUGUGGUUGGUGUACAGUUGUUUAAGGGUAAAUUUUUUAGGUGUAAUGACAUUUCUAAAAUGACAGAGGAAGAGUGUCAGGGGACUUAUUUAGUAUUUGAAAAUCGUAACUACGUAGUUAGAGACAGAGAAUGGAAAAGAAAUGAUUUCCAUUUUGAUAAUGUAAUGAAAGGAAUGCUGACUCUUUUUACUGUUUCCACGUUUGAAGGAUGGCCUGGAUUGUUGUAUGUUUCUAUUGAUUCGAAUGCAGAAGAUCGUGGUCCCAUUACUAACUUCCGUCCAAUUGUUGCAGCCUACUAUAUUAUUUACAUUAUUAUUAUUGCCUUCUUUAUGGUAAAUAUAUUCGUCGGUUUCGUCAUAGUGACAUUCCAAAAUGAGGGUGAGCAGGAGUACAAGAAUUGUGAGUUAGAUAAGAAUCAAAGGAACUGUAUUGAAUUUGCAUUGAAAGCAAAACCCAUCAGAAGAUAUAUCCCAAAACAUCGGAUCCAAUACAAGGUGUGGUGGUUUGUGACAUCCCAGCCCUUUGAGUAUGCGAUCUUCAUGUUGAUCAUGAUAAACACCAUCACGCUAGCCAUGAAGUACCACAACCAACCCGCGGAGUAUAGCAAGGCUCUUGACAUGCUCAAUAUGAUAUUUACUGCAGUUUUCGCGUUAGAGUUCAUUUUCAAACUUGCUGCCUUUAGAUUUAAGAAUUACUUUGGAGAUGCGUGGAACACGUUUGAUUUCAUCAUAGUAUUGGGAAGUAUAAUAGACAUCGUUGUCUCACAAGUAAACGAAUUGAAAAAUCAGGGCAGUGGAUUGCCAAGAGCGCAUGUGGUUAAGGAGAGCUCGAUCCCUUCCAUAAACUUCUUCCGGCUUUUCCGUGUGAUGAGACUGGUAAAACUGCUGUCGAGGGGCGAGGGCAUCAGGACUCUUCUUUGGACCUUCAUCAAGUCCUUCCAAGCAUUGCCGUACGUCGCUCUGCUGAUCCUCAUGCUGUUCUUCAUCUAUGCUGUGGUUGGGAUGCAGGUGUUUGGCAAAAUUGCAAUAGAUGACGAAACUCCAAUCACCAGGAACAAUCACUUCCAGACUUUUCCACAGGCUAUUCUUGUACUAUUUCGAUCAGCUACAGGCGAGGCAUGGCAAGACAUAAUGAUGGGAGUCUCACCAGAGCCCGAAGUGAAAUGCGACAAGAAUUAUGACGAGGAGGGUGAUGAAGGAGGCGGCUCCUGCGGCAGCGUGCUCGCUUUUCCAUACUUCAUAUCCUUUUAUGUUUUGUGUUCAUUUUUGAUCAUCAAUUUGUUCGUAGCCGUCAUUAUGGAUAAUUUCGACUAUUUAACCAGAGACUGGUCAAUAUUGGGACCACACCACUUAGAUGAAUUUAUAAGAUUAUGGAGUGAAUACGAUCCCGAUGCAAAAGGGAGAAUAAAACAUUUAGAUGUAGUCACUUUACUUAGAAAAAUUAGUCCGCCAUUAGGUUUCGGUAAACUGUGCCCGCACAGGGUGGCGUGCAAACGUCUUGUGUCUAUGAACAUGCCUCUAAAUUCAGACGGCACUGUAUUAUUUAAUGCCACGCUAUUCGCUGUAGUGAGAACCUCGCUCAAGAUUAAAACCGAAGGCAACAUAGACGACUGCAAUACGGAAUUGAGAGCUGUUAUAAAGAAAAUUUGGAAACGCACGUCUCCGAAACUCCUGGAUCAGGUCGUGCCUCCGCCGGGCGACCCCAAUGAGAUCACAGUGGGCAAAUUCUACGCGACAUUCCUGAUACAAGAUUAUUUUAGAAGGUUCAAGAAAAGAAAAGAGCAAGAAAUGAGACAGAACGAUGAGCAGAACCAUCAAAUGACGCUCCAAGCGGGACUCCGAACACUGCACGAGGCUGGUCCAGAACUAAAAAGAGCAAUAUCUGGGAACUUGGAUGAAAUUACUACUGAAUGCGACGUCCCUAUGCAUAGAAGAAACCAUUCGUUGUUUGGCGGAGUUUGGUCAAGUAUUAGAAGACACGGGCCUAACAGACACUUCCAGAGGCAUAGGAAACCAGGCGACGGACCGAAUGAAGCUGUAGGUAAUCAUUUGAGUUCGAUGAUGCAAAAAGAAUAUGGCGUUGGACCUUUGCCUCUAGCACCUAUGGCACCGAUGGCGCCAAAUCUGGCAAAUGGACAACCAAAAGAACAAAUUCCAUUAAGGCCACUUAUAUUUAAUGGAGAAUCGGAAAAAAUAUAUCAAGUGUUAGAAAGAACCACAAACGAUCUAAAGAACGCUAUUUACGAAGGAGGCGAUAGCUCUGGCCGUGGCGUUAUGUCUUUGCCGGGCAGUCCCCGUGGAAAUAACUCUUCAGUGCCCGUGGUAGGGUCUGCGGAGAGUCUGGUCACCAGGGUACUCGCUGAACAAGGGCUAGCUGCGUAUUGUGAUCCUGAAUUUGUAAGAAACACCUCUCGCGAAAUGCAAGAAGCACUAGAAAUGACACAGGAGCAGAUGGAUAGAGCCGCACAUCAGCUAAUGAUACAAGAAAGGAAUUUAAAACAAGCGCAGAACCAGCAACCCCAAAUUGGCGACAUCUUAGCCCGCCAAUACCAUCCUUAUCAUCAACCCGCGACGAUGCCUCCUCCGCCUUACAAGCGGUUAUAGCAGAAGCCGAAUUACAGCGCGCGCCUGGCGCGUGCGCAGAAAACCAAGAUGGCGGUCAAGACGCAGUCGCCCAUCGCAGGAAAUGCCGCCAUCAUCAUAGAAGAAAAAAGAAGAGAAAACCAGUGUUGGUCUAGAGAAUUAAAACUAAUUUCAUAUUUUAUCGUCUGAUAAUAUUAACGUUUAGAAAAUCUCCCAAAUUGAUGCUCAAAUCCUUUGUUCCAUUUUAUAACAUGACCAGUAGGUACUUAUUCGGAAUACUCUAGAAACUGUGCAUAACAGUGAAAAGUGAGAUUAGUUGUUUUAUAAGGUACGUUAUGAAUAUUUAAAAGAAAAAAAAUUUGGAUCGUAAUUAAAAGAAAAAUUUUAACUAUUGGUCACAGGCCUGAGAGUACCUAAAACGAUCUUAUAAAUUUUAAAAUUACAUAAACUUAGGUAUUGUAGUUAUCUGAUACUGAGAGAGAACAUAAUUAUCUCAAAAAAUAACAAUAAUAGCUAAGAGGUAAUUAUUUAAAUAAAGGUAACGUAUUAUUUUAAAAGUUUCUAGUUUUUACUAUAUUAUAAGCUACUUAGCUUCCUAGUUACCUACCUAAAGGAAAGGUCAUAGGUACUUAAUUGCUAUGUCGAAAUAAAACAAAUAACCUUUUCUGAGGACUAGCCAAAUUCCAUUCCAAAAAAAUUGAAUCUUAUGUGAAAAAGUUAUAAAUCAAUCAAUAAAACCUGACAUAAAGACUUUAUACGUGAAUUUAAACCAAUUUGAUCUGAAGGUAUUUAACUUUUUUAAGAUAUUUGCCAGAUGUUUUUCAAGUGAGUAUAAUCUUUAUUAAACUUAUUGUGAAGUUUGUGAAAUUCUCCAAUUUUAAACAUUACCAAAAAGAGCACCUUAUUGUAUCUACUUCUUCCGAUCAUAUGCCUCCAAAGUACAGACAGUAUUGACGAUUGCCGACAUUAAAAAAUUAAAGUAGACAUCGCAAUAAGAAUGAAAAGUAAUUUUAUAAGUAACAAAAUUACAAGACAAAACCAUACUAACGUAAAAUUACACAAUUACAGCUACUACACAAAGAGCAAGUGAAACGAAAAAAUAAAUUAACUGAUGCACUUUCUUUAACAAUGUUACUUUACAAAGAUAAAUUUUACAAUUUAAAGCAUGGCUGAAUAUAUUUCCAUGUCAUAAUAAAUUAUAAAAAAAAAUAGAUUGGAGGCGACAAGAAAAAAAAUACGUGUUUUUAACUGCACCUAAUUUGAAAUCACUAAUAAAUGUGGAGUGUUUUGGGGUCAUUUUCGACAAUACAUUAUAAGGAAAAUGUACUGAUGUAAUAGCUAGACCUUAACAGGGAAUACAAUUUUUCGUAGUGCAAUAAAAUUAUUACAGAUUAUAAACAUUGUAAUAAUUAUAGAAAAAGGUUGUUCGAUUUGGCUUUUUUUCGCGUCUCAAAGAAUAUAAAGACGGAAAAAAAAUUAAUAUACUGAAAAUGUCUGUACUGAAUAUGGCUUUGCAAACAUCUGAAGGCAACUUUAUAAUAAAUUUUAAAUCUUUUUAAAAUUUAUUUUUGGGUUUCAACACAACCGAAACUUAGAGCCAAAAAGCUAACCUUAGAGAGAUAUACAUAAUUAUGUCAUAGGCACGUUUGAAAAGACAUUCAUUAUUCUUCGGCUUAUCGUAUGUACUAGUCUACAAAUAAUUCUAAAUUCAAGUCUGAAAUUUUUAUUUCUUUAUAUACCGAACUUUUCAGGGUUACUUAGAAAUCUACAAACAACAUAACAGCUCGAUAGCCUACAGCAUAAACAAGAUUUGUUAACUACAUACAGUACAACGUUUAUAAGUUGUCUCAACAAUAUUCAACGGCGCAGAAUAGCGCAACCUACCGUCGAAUCAAACCGAAUGAAAACUCAAUAAAAUAACGACCUUAUCACAAGUAAUUAAAACUAAAAAUCCAAAAACAAAAUGUCUCUUGCUAUCUCGCUCAUAAUAGUAGCAGCGGACAGUUCAUUUCGCGGAUUCUAAUAACGCGCUCUGAUAGGCUUAAACACUUAAAUAACAGAAUAAAUAAAUUACAAAAUGUCAAUUUAGGCUUGUGAAGUUGUUGGAGAUUUCUAGGUAGUAACCCUGUUUAUAUUGUACUUUUUACCCAAAAAUCUACGUGGUUAGUUUCGUUUGUACUAGGAAUAUAUUUCCACUUUACGGAAUUUUACAAUUAGCAUAAGAUGUUCCCUAGAAAGUGCCCUUUGACUGUUGGUAGAACGUAGUUAGUAACCCAACUGGUCACCCAUAUACCACAUUCCUGUAGGGUUAAGAUAAUUUAACCAAUAACAUUUAUUUACCGGGUGACUUUAUAAACACCAGUAAAUAUUUUCUGAGUCAAUUCGACGAUGAAAUUUGUAAAGAAGCAAUCUGGUGUUAAUUAAUCACCCUGUUUAAACCCUCUUAAAUUAUUUUUUAACUGGAGCUUUAUGAAUCUAUACUACCUUAUUCUUCCGGCUAUCCUCUCUUCCAAGUGCCAACAUUUUCAAUUCUAGUUUUUACAUUGAGCAUUGAAAUUUUUCAGGGGUUCCUCAUCAAUGAUUGCUGAUAAAGUAACUAAUACUUUAAAUAAGUGUGAAAAUGUACCUUGUACUUAGGUCCCAAUUAUAUGUAUUGAAAACGCACAAUAUUUUUCCACAGAGCUAGGAAGACCACUCCGGCUUUGGCAGGAGUUUUGGUCUGUGGAAAAAAAGAGUAUCAUGUUUUAUUUCACAGAGUUUUGAGGUCAACCAGGUGAAAUGCCACUCACUAACGGACUUUAAGAAUAAAAAGUUGGUUUGAUAGACUUCGAGAUUGAAGGAAACAUCAUACUAAGUCUAACUAACUGCCUAGGACAGAAAAUUAAGACGUUUUACCUGAAAAAUAAAACGUGUAUUAAACAUACUUACCUUAUUC